This is a messenger RNA of Osmerus eperlanus (European smelt), 1933 nucleotides long. RefSeq names its product interferon regulatory factor 9 (gene irf9). NCBI's taxonomy places the organism in Eukaryota, Metazoa, Chordata, Actinopteri, Osmeriformes, Osmeridae. Gene Ontology annotation, biological process: regulation of transcription by RNA polymerase II; immune system process. Gene Ontology annotation, cellular component: nucleus. The record is from RefSeq and is a predicted model, not a curated record. The transcript has 10 exons. Gene Ontology annotation, molecular function: DNA-binding transcription factor activity, RNA polymerase II-specific; protein binding; RNA polymerase II cis-regulatory region sequence-specific DNA binding. Bases 148 to 1446 code for a protein of 432 amino acids.
CUGUUUCUAUGUUGUCACGUGAUUUCGGGGAAAAGGAGCGUCUGUCUAGCUUGCGCGGACUCCGAAGGGAUUUUCCAUUUUAUUCAGUACUGUUUACAGCUUGGUUGGUAGGAGAGAAGAAACGAAACUUACGCGGUGUCCACAGCCAUGGCGUCGGGUAGAAUUCGGUCCACUCGCAGACUCCGGAAUUGGAUGGUGGAGCAGGUUACCAGUGGGAAGUACUCUGGUCUGAUCUGGGAUGAUGAGGCCAAGACCAUGUUCCGCAUCCCCUGGAAGCACGCUGGAAAACAAGACUUCCGUAGCGAUGAGGAUGGUGCCAUCUUCAAGGCGUGGGCGAAGUUCAGAGGGAAGCUGUCUGACGGGGUUCCUGAUGACCCCGCUUCCUGGAAGACACGAAUGCGUUGCGCCCUCAACAAGAGUCCAGAGUUUGAGGAGGUCCCAGACCGGUCCCAACUGGACCUCUCUGAACCCUACAAGGUGUACCGCCUGGUGCCUACGAACGAGCAGGGUGGGGGAAGGGACGGUGUCAAGAACAAACAGAGACCCAGGAGACUGAAGAGGAGCAGCAGUGAAUCAGACAGUGGGGAGGAGGUGCUGGAGGCCAAGCACAUGAAGAAGGAACUCCUUCCUUCUCCCAUCACCAUGGCAGUUGAAGCCAUAGAUGAGCAUGCAGUCCAGUCACAUGAGCCUUUCCUACCAGUGAUCAGCUUGAAGAAUGAUGGGACAAACGAUGAGAUCCAGUUCAACUUCACAAUUGAGACUGAACCUGCAUCUGGAGACGAUUCCUUCAAGAUCUCAGUGAGCUACAUAGGCCAGGAGAUGCUCUGCCGAGAGGUCAUGGGCAACGAUGUCCGCAUCACCUACAUGCCUCCCUCGCUAGUCGCUCCCUCGCGGAUAAUCGGGGGGUUCCCACGCAUCCUCCUCCCGGAGCCCCCGUCCAACAUGUCCUCCAGCCCAGAGGCUGGGGCCCGACACCAGGCUCUGGCCACCCUGCUGCCUUUCAUGGAGCGAGGGGUGAUGUUGACCUCCACAGGGAGCGGGGUCUACGCCAAGCGCUACUGCCAGGGGCGUGUGUUCUGGACGGGACCACACACCACCUCACCAGGUCCCCUCAAGAUGGAGCGAACCACGGAUCCAAUCCUGCUCUUUAGCAAGGAACUCUUCAAACAGGAGCUGGACAACUUCCGUUUCGCUGGGGGAACCCCCCCAAAGUGUGAGGUCACCCUGUGUUUUGGAGAGGAGCUCACUGCCACAGAGGAUCUGUCUUGCAAGCUCAUUAUUGCUCAGAUCACUUUAUCCUGGGCUGAAAGGCAGGUCCAGGAUGCACUCAACUUUAGGGAGUCCAUAGCCCUUCUCCAGAACCUGGCCAGCCAAUCACCUCUUGGAGAAAUCACACUAAACCUGGAGCCGGUGUCCAUGCCCUGUAGCAUCAUCACAGACAGCUAGGAGAAGCACCUCCUGUAAUGACUUCUGCGAUGACUAUUCACUGAGCAUUUUAGGUACUGAGACAUUCAUUAGCCUCUAUUUUACACUAUACCACUAUACAGUGCACACAAUGAGCCACGGUCUUGCUGUUUUCUUGUUGUAUUGUCUCAUUGUGAUUGUGUUCAUUGUGGGUCAAGACUUUAUGGCUGUGUGCUAACUUGCAUAUACAAAAUCAAAUCAAAUCAAAUUUAUUUGUAUAGCCCUUUUUACAUGCAAGCAUGUCACAGAGGGCUUCACAUAUGCCCAUAGAACUGCCCCACAAAACUCUCUGCUUCUUCUUCAAAGUCUUUCAUAAUCUUGAAUUUAGUCACUUUUGGCAGUACUGCAUGAGUAUAUAUUUGUACAUUUAUUAGAUGCAUUUAAAAUGCUUUAAAGGGAAGAACAAUGGUAUAUUAGCCUGGCAUCACCAGACCAGCAAAUGUGUAUUGGUCUGGAACGUUUCCGUUAU